GUGUGUGGGUUGUUUUUUUUUUAAAUGAUGGUUUUCCUGUUAAAUACUGGGAAGAAAGAUUCCCAAAUGAGGUGAUUAGACAUUGGAACAGGAAUCUGAAGAAACUGAAAUCUUUAUCCUCAGAGAUGUUCAAAACAUGACUGGAGAUAGGUCCCUGAGCAGUCAGAUCUAACUUUGGAGUUAGAUCAAGCUUUGAAGUUGGCUCUGCUUUGACCAGGGAUAUGGACCAGAUGACGUCCAGAAGUUUCUUCCAACCUAAAUUAUUUUCAGAAUUUAAAAACAUAUUCUGGGCUGUGGUUAUAGAUAACUCAUCUGGAGUAUCAAAACUAACAAAGUUUAUUUUCCAUUUGACUUAUAUUGCAGAUACCCUAACAACUCAUUCCAGUCUCCUGGCGUUUCUCUAACGCUUUCCCUCGCAGCCAUGGCAACAUGUUUGGCUGCUGUUUAGAAAGCGUAUGUGUGCGAGUGUAUGCGCAUUGAGAUGAUAUUCUCAAUAACAUAGCAGGCUGAGUUAUAAGGGAGGUCUAAUACCGUUUGUCUCUCUGUGCCAAGGGAGAAAUUUCCCUUGGUGCUUGCUGGAACACAGCAUCUUUAAAAAAACUAAUUUGUUGUAUUUGUUUGGAAUUGGCCUGUGGGUUCAGAAAUUGCUGGAGAAGUUAGGAAGGUGAAGAGCAGGCUUGUGGGGUAAGCAGGGAUUAUUUGAUAGGCCGGUAAGUAUUUUGCAGUAUGGAGGUUUCUCUGAAUAGUGUUGUUUCUUGUGGUGGCGCUGGAGGAAUUCGUGGUGGUUCUGGUGUGUAUUCAUUAAAGACUGUUAAAAAAUUUGAGUAAUUAAAUUGUGAAGUAUUGAUUGAGUUGCAAAUAUUGAUGGUAUAAUGCUGAAAUAGAAUAAUGAUAAAUAAUAAUAUUUUAAAGAAAAUAUCGUAACAGAACCAAAUGCAGAUUUCCAGAUGUAUGGACAGCAAAUUCAGAAUCACUGCUUUCCAAGAUGUCACAGUUCAGGGUCUGUAAGAGAUCAAAGGCCAGACAGCUAAACAAACUGAGCAAAUAACCAAAUGAGAUCACGAUGCUGUGAUGUGACAGCAAAGCCUGCUACCUUUGGAUAAAUACAAAUAGACAGAUAUAAGGAAAAUAAUGAGAUGUGACGAGAAGUGUUUGGUUUUUACCUGUGGAUAUAGAACUGGAAUGAUUGGUACUGGAAUAUAUCCAGUAUGUGUGUGUGUUCUCUCUCAUUUUUAUAUCUAUAUAUCCAAUUAUAUAUAUUAUUACAUUUUACAUAUGUAUAUAUAAAGGUGUUCUAAAAAAUGAGACUAUGGUGGCAGUGUGAUGGGGUUCUCGCUAAUUUUCAGAAAUAUGUUGAAUAAAUCUUGGUCCUUAACUUUAUUUCAGAACAGCCAUCACAGCAACAAAUAUUUUCACUGAAUACUUGCAUGUUCACACAACUUGCAGCCAGCUGUAGCUCAUUUUUCAGUGAUUUCAAAACCUACGUGGAUCAAGCUUGUAGAGCUGCAGAUGAAUUUGUCAACAUUUAUUAUGAGACAAUGGAUAAAAGAAGAAGGGCUUUAACAAGACUUUAUUUGGACAAAGCAACGUUAGUUUGGAAUGGUAAUGCAGUGUCCGGGCAAGAAGAACUGAAUAAAUUUUUUGAAAUGUUGCCAUCAAGUGAAUUCCAGGUUAAUGUGUUGGACUGUCAGCCCGUUCACGAGCAAGCUACUCAAGGCCAGACAACAGUCCUCGUGGUGACAAGUGGGACAGUAAAAUUUGAUGGCGACAAGCAGCGCUACUUCAAUCAGAACUUCUUGCUGACAGCACAAGCCACACCUACCAACACAGUGUGGAAGAUCGCCAGUGACUGUUUCCGCUUUCAGGACUGGGCCAGUUAGCGAGGAUUGGCUACGAGAAGUGACCUCUCUCGUUCAACACAUUGAAGUUAGCUGUAUGGACAGCUGUUCUCCACGCACGGGAAACACUCGCUCUUCGUGUUGCAUCUGUCAUUAUGGAAGGUCUACAGAUGUUUCAGGGUUGAUCGGAAUGACCAUGGGUUUAGUAGUAAUCUUAAAAUGCGAGAGGUUGCUCAUGUUAGCUGAACCUAAUAAAAUGCUGAAGGCAG
This is a messenger RNA of Grus americana (Whooping crane), 2107 nucleotides long. It is a transcript of the gene NXT2, whose product is annotated as nuclear transport factor 2 like export factor 2. The coding region runs from base 1428 to 1880 and encodes 150 amino acids. The record is from RefSeq and is a predicted model, not a curated record. Gene Ontology annotation, biological process: protein import into nucleus. Gene Ontology annotation, cellular component: nuclear pore central transport channel. The transcript has 4 exons. NCBI's taxonomy places the organism in Eukaryota, Metazoa, Chordata, Aves, Gruiformes, Gruidae.